AUGGCGCGAUAUGUGCUUGGUUUGUUGUUUUUAGUGGGCAGCGUACAGCUACUAGUUGCGUUGCCAGCUGAAAAACCCGACUCAGAAGGUGCAAACGCAACUGUACCAUCCACUGCUGGGGCUGGUACACAGCAGCCGGCAACUACUGGAGCUACACCGGAACCAACCGCUGCAAAGGCUACUCCAGAAUCGACGGAUUCUACAACCUCUGUCCCUACCACUCAACCACCGACCACCACCGAACCACCGACUCCUGAAACCACUACGGAGGAGCCGGAAGAAACUCGACCUCCGCCACCAGUAUGUGAGGAUCCGCGCGAGAUUUACGACGAGUGUGGUACGGCUUGUGGCGAUCGGACCUGUGACAAUCAGCGACGGUCGAACGUACAGUGCUCCAAGCAGUGCGUUGAGGGAUGCUUCUGUCGCAAUGGUUACGUGCGGGACAAAAACCGCAAGUGCAUCCCGGCGUACCGUUGCGGUAAGGGUUGGUGGUGA
Molecule: messenger RNA, 495 nt
Organism: Anopheles marshallii
Lineage: Eukaryota; Metazoa; Arthropoda; Insecta; Diptera; Culicidae
Product: salivary glue protein Sgs-3-like
Exons: 2
Coding region: 1-495 (164 amino acids)
Source: RefSeq, a predicted model, not a curated record